Messenger RNA from Fundulus heteroclitus (mummichog), 2056 nucleotides. Its product is annotated as adaptor related protein complex 5 subunit sigma 1. Gene Ontology annotation, cellular component: late endosome; cytosol; AP-type membrane coat adaptor complex. Gene Ontology annotation, biological process: double-strand break repair via homologous recombination; endosomal transport. Lineage: Eukaryota; Metazoa; Chordata; Actinopteri; Cyprinodontiformes; Fundulidae. The transcript is spliced from 3 exons. The record is from RefSeq and is a predicted model, not a curated record. The coding region runs from base 94 to 696 and encodes 200 amino acids.
AUCAACGCGGAAGUGAGGACCCCGCAGAUGCCAUGGGGACUUGUUCGCAGAAGCUGAGAGACGUCUCGCAGCUUUGUGAGGUUAUCCACGAAGAUGGUGCGGUGCUUCCUAAUCCACACUGUGUGCCCAGUCACUGCUCUGUCCAGCGGGGAAAGCAGGGUGCUUUACUCCCGGCUCUUCGGUCCAGAUGAGGCGGUUCUGUCCGAGCAACACCGUGGGCUCAGCCCGGAGGAGAGGAGACUCCUGCAGAAGGAGAAGAUCUCCGUGGUGGCCAGGCAGGUCCGGAGUGCCGUCUCUCUGUGCCGGGAGGCCUCAGGUCGGCAGCCGGUCGAUGCGCUGCCCGGGGACGAGGCUCUUGUCCUGCAGGACGCAGACUGCGGGGUGGUGCGUCUGAGAGCGGGCGACCCUUUUUCUCAGGAGGUGAGCGUUCUGUGGCUGGCGGUCCAAAGUCUUGGCUUCACACUGGUCUGCGAGCCACACGAGAAUCUGCUGCUGGCCGAGGGAACCUUGAGAAACCUGACCAGACACUGUUUGGAGAGCCUGCACAUGCUGGGGCAGGGCAGUGAGGUCCUGCUAAAGAGCAGCCGUAUAGACGUUCUGCUCAGCCGCCUACUUCCUCAUGGUCAGCUCCUCUUCCUCAACCACCGCUUCGCUCAGAGCCUGGAGAAGGAAGUAGCAGCCUACACGAGCAAAUGAGCCGGAACUCCACAGCCGCAGCCUCCAAGAUGUCGACCGUCGUCUACAGCGGGACUUCCAGUUGGAACCCAAUAACCGGGGUGCUUGAACCAAGCUAGCGCCGUUGUUUACUUUUUGUGACAUUUCUGCACGAGAAGCAGACCGGCAGCCUGGUCGCAGCUGCUGCUGUCGGAGAUCGGGAGAUGCGUAAACACAGAGUGGGAAAUAUCUCCCUCAGCCCACUUGCAGCUUCACCACUGGCUGUUUACUGUGUGGGAGGCUUCGCUUGAAAUCGUGUUUGUCAAAUUGAAGUAGUGAAAAAAAAAAAAAAAGUGCGAUAUUGAACGGUGCAGCUGAGGAGGCCAGUUAAGACUCACUUGUCAGGAUCAAAAUCUGCCGUUUAUCGAAUCCACCAAGCUCCAAAUGUCACGAUGCGGCCCUGAUGAGGCGGGAUGGAGCGGCUUUCGUGUGUCUUCUGCUGCUGCUUCCAACCGUGAGAGGAGAUGGAAGUUGACCAGUUGGUGUUUUGAGUUCUGCUAUAAUAACAUUUUUGAGACCUAAUGGAAGUUACACAUGCAUGAAACUAUAUAAUUAUAAGAAAAAUAAUGGAACAAAAGAAAAGUAAUAAAAAGAAGAGUGACAGUACCAGUGUUCUUGCAGUCAAUUCAAAGUGAGUGCUUUGUAAAGUUGGAUUUUUCCAGCCAAUAUUCUUUCCUCCAUUUUAACGCUGACAUCAACGUUCAGAAGCCAUGUGUAGAUUUUUAGAGACACUGAGACGUUUGGAGGGUUGAUUUUUCCUCAUUUUUCCUUUAUGCAAAAUAAAGUAAAUGUCUUGGAUUUGCUGAUGCGCUCUGUGCAUGCCUGUAUGGGAAGCAACAUUAACAUCCAUUCGGUUUUGUUACUCUCAUUUAAUCCCGUCGAGAGUUGCUGGGUAUCGGCGCCAACGCGCAAACACACAUUUAGUGGACCUAAUUAAACCGAACUGCCGUGCAGCUCUGGGUGACAUUAAAGGAACAGUUUGGGAUCUUUGAAGUGAGGUUCUAAUGAAAAGAGUUAUGGGCAGUGAAUAUUUUACCUGCAAGAAGAUAACUCUUGGUGUCUUCAUUUAGCAUCAAUCCACAGCAGCUGGUCCCAGAAGUUAAAGCUAACGAUUUACCCAAGAGGAGCAAAGAUCAGUGUCUCGGAAACUUCCUAUUGGUUUAUAGUAAAGCUAUUUCAUGAGCCUUUAAACUGCCAUCCCAUUUGCAUCGUGUGGUUAUUUACACAGGUGAUGGAGACAAGAGGAGGUGCACCCCUCGUGGUCUUCCUGUGUGUAGCACAUGCUGACAAUACCCUUCCUUUAUAUGCUAAAUGUCUGAAAUAAAAGCAAAUCUAUCCAUUA